Nematocida homosporus is the source of this 1674-nucleotide messenger RNA. Its product is annotated as xenotropic and polytropic retrovirus receptor 1. The record is from RefSeq and is a predicted model, not a curated record. Gene Ontology annotation, cellular component: membrane. The transcript has a single exon. Bases 1 to 1674 code for a protein of 557 amino acids. Lineage: Eukaryota; Fungi; Microsporidia.
AUGAAGUUCAGCAAAACUUUGAAGGAGAAGCAAGUGCAAGAGUGGCGUAAGAAGUAUCUAGCGUAUGAGCAUCUAAAAGGUCUCAUUGACCAGUCGGAAGAGUGUUUCUUCGGGACAUUAGAUAAAGAGAUUGAUAAAGUUGAGGGUUUCUAUAAAGUCUUAGAAAAGGGAGCGGAAAGAGGAUUAUCUAAUCUAUUAAGUUUAUUCCCAGAAGAGGAACAAGCAGCUGUCUACGAGAUAGCACAAAAUCAAUGCGGAACACCUUUAAUUGGAUCGGCUGGUGGUCGACAUUCACGAGCUAUGCCAGAAAGACGUAAAGAGAAGGUCUUAACUCAGAAGGCUUUAGAAUCAAGAGUUCUAGAGUAUUACAUGGCGGUAAAUAAGAUAGCUAAGUAUAGGGAGAUGAACUUGACCGGAUUUAGAAAGAUUUUGAAAAAGUAUGAUAAGCAGUGCCGAACAGUCUUUGGACCCGAUAAGAUGGAGAGUAUUUUAAGUCGGCCUGCUUUUUCCAAUACUUAUAUCUAUGAUUUAAUGGAGUUUACUCGUAUGUUACAUAAACGGAUUACACCUAAGAAGAGACAUGCUAAGGCGAAAGAGUUAGUGGUGGAUUUAACCCAGGCCGAUUCCCAGGGAGAUGGGAAGAGUUUCUUUGCCGGUAUGAUGGCUACUUGUGGGGUGAUUUGUUUAGCAACCGGAUUACGGGAGUCUUAUGCCUUUGAAUACGUUGGCCUGGGGGCUUUUGAUAGUUUAUUACUGGUCUUUGGGAUCUUAUUGUACUUGUGCCGGAAGAACUUCAUUAGUUAUAACUUGAUCUUAGAGAUGAACUUGAAACCUAAACUGAAAAUAUCUAAGUACUUCUUAUUGGUCUCUGGUUUGGUAAUGGUUCAUGGAUCUUGUGCUUAUUUAGGUAUUGCUUGGGGGUGGGCUUGGGCCGUGCAUAUUUUGGUCUUACUACUGCCGGUUAAUUUACUGAUGAAGAACUUUAGGUAUUACUGGUUGCGGACUUUGUUUGCUAUCUUUACUUGUAGUGUUUGUGGUGUAGUAAGGUUUAAGCACUUCUUUAUUGCUGAUCAUUUACUGAGUUUACGGCCUUUACUGAUUUGGGGGCUGAAUAGAAGUGAGUCGCCGCCUUCCCAGAGCUUAUUACUGCUGAUUGUGGUUGUGCCGGUGGCUAUUAGGAUUUCACAGUGCUUGCGGCGGUACUUGAGUACGAGUCGAGGACAGCCGCGCUUGCACAUUUACAAUACAAUGAAGUAUGGGUUGAUUCUCUCAGCGGACUUAUCUGGAGUCCUGGUUGAGCAGACGGGUAAUCUGCCUUGUAUCUUCUUAUUGAUUUUAGCUAAUGGGGCCGGGUAUACCUGGGACUUAUCGGUGGAUUGGAUGCUAGGCCGGCGGCCUAAACUCUUCCGGUUUCAGACGUAUGUAGGCGUCUGUCUGCUUAAUGGUCUGGCCCGAGUUCUGGUUGUGGCGGUUUUUAUUGUGAAGAGCCAGAAGGUAGCGGUGAUUAUGCCGUACUUGCCACAGAUAGGACUGGUCUUAGCUUUACUGGAGUUAGUACGGCGACUGGUUUGGGGAGUGAUUCGUAUGGAAGUUGAGCACUUGAAUAACUGCGACCAACUGAAGGCCAUUAAUGGGCCACUUAAUGAUCUGUUUUAUAUGGAAAGCGCUAAAUAG